AUUACACAUUUCUUGUCAAUUAAUAUAUUUUGAUACGGAAUAUCUUAUAAAUAAUUAAUUAACAACUGAAAUUUGUGGAAGGAAAAAUAAAUUUCACUUUACAAAUUAUAACAUUGAAUCCCUGAAGAAAACUAUAUGAUUGGUAAAUUUUAAAGUCUAGGGUUUUUCGUAAGUGGCACCGAAGAACACCAACGCAACAGAACGAACCUAAAGAGAUUCUGAUUCAGCGGCUCGGAGAAAGACACAAGCGCAAGAAGAGAAAGGUGAAGAAGGAAGCAAGGAAGGGUGAGGCUCUGCAGAUUUCAAUGGCGGAUUUGGAGGGUGCAGAAGGUUACAAGCCUUCUGCAGAAUACGUGGAAGACAGCAAUGAUGCUCUGAUCAACUUGACUGACUCAACUGAACUUUUGUUUCUUAAGUUGCCUUCUUCCAAUGAUUUUUUGUCUGACAUACAUGGAAAGAAAUUGUCUCUCACACUUCAUAAUGAUGGUAAACUAGCCCGCUUUAAGGGUUCAUCAGGUAAGGCAUAUGAUUUUGUAAGCUUUUUCGGUCAGGAGCCAGACGAAACAGUUUUUGUUUCCUCUACAGAACCAAAAAUUGCAAAGAUUUCGAUGCGAGUUUCAACCGUCCAUUACCCUGAUCCUAAAGAACUUGAGAACCUCAAUUCAACCAACGUAAGACAUGCACAUCGACAUUCUUCUGGAAUCACAGGGACAACUUCAUCUCGAUACUUUCCUAUGCAAAGUGGUGGACGUGCAGCUUCAUCAAAAGGUAGCAGACAGAAAAGCUCUUUGUCUGAAUAUACUGAGCCAUCAAGUAUUUCAAAAAAAAGACACGAGUCUAAUUCUAAAUCUAAAUCUAAAUCUAAAUUCAACUUGUCUGAGGUCUCACAUGGUCACAGCAGUGGCAUUUCCUCUAUGUCCCCAGAAUAUUCUCAUGAAGGAAAACCAAAGAGAAGAAAACUCACGGAAUAACUAUAUAGGAAAGAAUAGGGCAAGAGUUCUAUGUUGUAAAAGGAUGAUGAAUUUACGUUGUAUUUUCUGUGGCUACCAUUUUCCUCUAUUUUUCAAAUUGUCAUUUGCUUCAGUUUCACAAUGUUCAUUAAUUGAAGGACCUUUCUUUUCUAA
Messenger RNA from Vigna unguiculata (cowpea), 1124 nucleotides. Its product is annotated as mediator-associated protein 2-like. Lineage: Eukaryota; Viridiplantae; Streptophyta; Magnoliopsida; Fabales; Fabaceae. The record is from RefSeq and is a predicted model, not a curated record.